This is a messenger RNA of Gryllus bimaculatus (two-spotted cricket), 148 nucleotides long. NCBI's taxonomy places the organism in Eukaryota, Metazoa, Arthropoda, Insecta, Orthoptera, Gryllidae. The record is from the annotation of a GenBank genome assembly.
CAUUUAUUCAUAUUGUUGAUUCCCAAAAUCGCAGAUAGAGGGCAACAAUAACCGCAAUGUAAAAAAGUUCGCUGGUUGUAAAUGAAAAGAAUUAAGGGAAGAUAAUUUUAUUUUUGAAGGGUUUUAUUUAAUAUUAUCUGUAUUGAAG